Molecule: messenger RNA, 6885 nt
Organism: Volvox carteri f. nagariensis
Lineage: Eukaryota; Viridiplantae; Chlorophyta; Chlorophyceae; Chlamydomonadales; Volvocaceae
Exons: 36
Coding region: 1-6885 (2294 amino acids)
Biological process (GO): proteolysis
Molecular function (GO): serine-type endopeptidase activity
Source: RefSeq, a predicted model, not a curated record
AUGUCGCGGCCGCACCUAUCCUAUACAGCCAUGUAUAACCUCAAAGGAAGCGCAGUAUGGAUUACGUGGGGGUUCACUUUCCUCAACAUCCGGCUGGCUUGGGCCUGCCUGUCGUUUCUGUUCAAGUUUCGCGACACGCAGCUCUACACCCUGUUAUGCAUAUCUCAGCGCAUGCGCUUGUUCGCAUGGAACCUCAUCAGCAACUUGGUGUUUCCGCCCGGGCCCAUGGAGGUUAUCUACGCGGUGGCUUCACUGCUGUGUCUUCUAGUCCUGUGCUCCACAUGCUCGGACCCGUCCCUGGCGGGUAGGUUGCCUUGGAUCUUGAUCCGGGAGGCCGCCAGCAAUGCCGUACUAUUGGCAUUGGAGGUGUGGCGUUGGCGCUGCCGUCGCCGCGAGGUUUUGGCUUCAAUCGCCCUCAGCGGUGACCGCGGCUGCCGCGACGCAGCGGUGGCAGCUGCGGCGGGUGCGCGGGGCGGCGGGCGGAAGGGGUGCUCGGAAUCGUGCGAAGAGUUGGCGGCGGCGGCGGCGGUGUCAAGAGAGGAGCUUGGCGUCAACAUCCACAGCAGACGCCUUUCGUCGUCGCCACCGCCGCCGCCGCCGCUGGCACUGACGUACGCGACGAUGGAUACGGAGAAACGGCAGCAAGAACGAGCUCCGUCACCAGGGCGGCCGUCGCCGCCGCUGCAGCGGAAAACGCACGACCAGGAAAAGCAUCUACGUGACAACCAGGAUCAUCGUCAGGGGUGGGAGAAGCAGCGAGCAGCACCUGAUGGCGGCGCUAUUGCGUCUAUGGCUGCUGCAGUCAAUGACGCCGAUCUGAUAGCGUCGUCGACUAAAGCCGCCGCCACAGCUACGCGGAGUGCGGCGGCUGCCGUCGGCAGGUAUGGCAGUCGUUUUGGCAUCCGGUUUGGCGUGCCGAGAACAGUACUGCAGGUCGCCAGGAGUAUCGUGGGGAUCUUCGGCGGCGGCGGCGGCGGCGGCGGCGGCGGUGGCAUGUCCACGUCUGUGCCCAUACCCCCCCCGAGGUCUUCCUCUAAGGCCCCCUCCGGCGGCGCGGCGAGCCCCUGGGGCGACGGCGACGGGAACAGCGGCGUCCCCAUUGUGUUGCCGCUGGUACCCGUGCGAGGUGCAGUACAGCUCCGUACCCGUGGGCCCUUCGUGACCGUACCCGUCUCUGUCGCCGCCGCCGCCGCAGCCGCUGGGGAUGGGUCAUUGGGAUCUGGCGUUUCGGUUGGUCCACGUAAUGUCGAGCAGCUCCUUCGCAGAGUAUUGUUACCCACUACCCUGCCGGCGACGGCCCCGGCGGCGACGGCGACGGCAGAAAGCGCGGCGGCGUCAGCGCCGCUGGCCGCGGCAUCCCAGCCGCCGCGUUACGUUGCCCGAACGCGGUUGUCUUCCACGCGAGUCAAGAUUCACGGCGUCCAGCCUGAGUUGAUAGCUGCCGGCUACCAGGAGCGCAUUGCGGCGGUGGUGACGGCGGCGGGGCAGCAGCUGGAGGGCGUGUAUGUACGACGGGGUUGCGUCGAGCUCGUCAUCGAUGUACGGCGGCUGAGGAACCGAAAUGGGUCGGGGCGAGUAGCGGCGUCCUUUGCUGCUGCUACGGCGGCGACGGCGGCGACGGCGGCGACGGGAGUUGAGGAUCCUUGGGCUGCCGCCAACCGCCAACCGCCAACCGCUGUUGACGCGGAGGGCCAGGAUUUAAGACCAGGUGGCGGCGGCAGCGGCGGCUCUUUGGAUCUGUUAGCUGACGAUGCAGUUUCUGAGGAGCACUUUUACGGCGGCGGCAGCAGCAGCGGCGGCGGUGGCUGCGGCGGCGGCGGUGGCGGCCCUAUUGUGGUACAGUGCGUUGACGUCAUGGAGCUAGUUCGGGCGCUCGAACUACAUAACGAGGAUGUACUGCUGUACGGCAAGCACACCGGUGAACUCUUGCAUAAUACAGGGGCCUGUAGUGGUGGUGGCCUCAGCCGCCUAGGAGGACUUGAACUCGGCGAUGACGCUAGUAAUGCUGUCGGAGGCGGCGGCGGUGUCAGACCAACAGCUGCGGCAGGCUGGCGGCGGCGCGAGGCCAUAGACGACGGAGCGACUGCCGGCGUCCAUCACCUGUAUAGCGGCGUCGUCGGCGCAGAUGUCCACGUCGACGCCGAUAGUCGCACUUGGAGGGCUGUUCACGGGCCGCCGCCGGAGGUAGCGGGGGCGGAUGCGACGGCGGCCCCAUGCGUCCUCUCCGUACAGGUCUUGGCGUUCACGUCGCUGGCAUCCGCCUCUGGCGCCGCCGCCACAACCACGGCCGCUGUCGUCCCCGCCAUGGCCGGUCCCCCGCGUAGCUCCUCCAGCUUCCGCGAGUCUUCAAUCUCGCCAUCAGCCGGGUACAUGCCCUCAUCGCCAUCCCCAUCCGUUCCCAGGGGACCAGCAGACGUGCUGCCGUACAGCGUUGCCGCAGCCGUCGCCGCUGCGACAGGCACGGCGCAUGCGGGUCUUGAGCUUUCGGCGCUCGUCUGGUCGCCUGCUAAGCAACCUCUGGAGCUUUCCGUCCGGGGUAUGGACCGUUACCUUCCUGUGACCCAUGGGUCUGUUAGUUGGAUCUGCCAACGACCGGUGGUGGCGGCGGCGGCGGCAGCCGAUGGCGGCGACGCCGCUGCCUAUGCCAACCCGGGCGUCGCCGCCGCCGGUUGGCUGGCGGCAGUCCGCAUACGUGUAUCAGAGCUCCCGCCGGCGCCGGCGCUGCUGUUGGUCGGGGCGCGGGAUGGUGGCUUUGACGGCGGCGGCGACGACGGUGGCGGCGGCGGGAGUCCGGUGCAGGGCCUUGCGCCCCUGCUAUUGCUGGACGACGAGGACCUGUGCGGGGAGUUAGAGCGCGGCUUGCUAGAAUGGUUUGGUGCGACAGAGCUAGGAGGCAGCGGUGGCGGCAGCGCCGACCCCGACGCGCUGAUGGUGUGGGAGCUCCUUUCGGAUCUGGGCUACUUUUUGCAAAACGCCGCCGCCACCGCCGCCGCCGCUGCUGACGUGGUGGCGGCCAGUGGCGGUGGCGGCGACGACGGAUCCGCCCCUGGGUUCCCCUCGCUGACCCGCAGCAGCCCACUCGUGCUUCUGGACCUUGGCGCCCACCUGGUGCAGUGCCUCUUCAAGGAGCUGGACGAGCCGCUGUACCAGUCGUACCUGCGGGAGUGUAUCCACUCCCAGAUGCAAUUCACCGAUCUGCUCGUCCUGGCGUGUGUGGCGGGCCUCUUGCUGCGGUCCUGGCAGCGGGAGCCGCACCCGUGGCUCAACCCGGACCACAGGCGCCACCACCGGGUCCCUGCCGUUGCCUUCCUGGUCCAUCACAUGGCCUCGCUGGUGAUGGUGGCCGCCCACAUAGCGCACCUGGCCGCGUACUGGCUGGUAUCCGGACCCCUGCGGGGGCGUGUGGGCCAGGCGCUGCAGCUGCCGAAGGUGGCGGGCUAUAUCUUGGCUAACGUGCUGGUGGGCUUCUGCGGGUUCGCCGUACCUGCGGAUAUGCGGUCGUACCAUGCCUCGAAGGCGGUCUGGAUUGGCGAUGCUCUGCUGUUGGGUUCGUCCGUUUUGGUCCUCUGUAACCGGGAUAACGGUGGCCAGGACCGCGGCCGCGGCGGCGCGCAGCUGCACUCGAGCGCGACUGAGGAAGCCGACCAGCUCCGGACCAACCACCGGGAAGAGCAUUGGUUUUUAAACUUCCGUUGUUUUGACUAUUACUACCAGGAGCGGUCCCUGAUUUUGUCUCUGCUGGCCUCGGCAGUACAAGACCCCGUUUGGGGCCAGGCGCCGUCCAGGCGCAUGUUCCUCCUGUCGUACAACGACGACGCACACGCCAAACGCAUCAUACAAAGCCUACGCGCCCGCCAGGCGCAUAUCAUUUCGUACAUCUCCGAUCAAAACUUUCUCGUGGCUGCAAGACCAGAUGAGGCCCUUCAGAUUGCGUUCGAGCAUGAAGCGGAGUUGGCCGAAUUGGAUCCUAGACUAAAGCUGUCGUCGGAGUGGCGGCCGCUUACGGUGUCAGCUGGCAGCACUAGCGACAGCGGCAAUAAUGACACUGCUGAUUAUCCGCUGCCAACGGAUUCGGAGCUGGACCUGGCCAUGCUGCUGAACACCUUGACGGUGUUCGGCCCGGAUCAAAGCUCCGAUCCAAAUUCAAAUUCGAAUCUGCCGCGCUAUGGAGUCCUCGCUGAGCUCCAGCCGGGUAUCACAGUAGAUGCGCUAGGGGAGGUGGAGCGGGAGUGGCCCGACCUGCUGGCGGCGGCAGUGGCGGCGCCUGGGGGCGGGCGUCACGGCGAGAAUAGCAGGCGAUGCCAGCCGAUUGUAGUCGCGCCUACCGCGAGCACUACUGCUGUCGGUUCUGUGGUGCGGCUAUCGAUAUACCUGUGCAUGAAGGACCUGGCUGCCGGCCUGGGGUGGUUGGCGGAGCGCCCGGAGGUCAUGUGGUUGAGUCCCGUGAGGAAGGCUCGAGGCGAUAACAUCCUCUCCAGUUUCCUGCUGCAAACUGGUAGGUGGGUGCGGAGAGGCUCGGCGCCGGUGUUGGACUGUGACCUCCCACAGCAGUACGUCAGCAGUACCAUGCGGGACAACCCGAGUGAGAUGUACAUGCCGUACUGGAAUGCUAAUCUACAAGGACAGGACGAGAUUGUCGGGGUGGGCGACUCGGGCAUCGACAUGGAGAGCUGCUACUUCAGUGACCCGCUUUAUGCAGGGAAUUAUACGGCGAUGCUUAAAAACGAAGCCAGUCUUCCGAGGCGACAGGGCUUGCCGUACGCAGAGCUUAAAGGUCACCGGAAGGUCGUACAGUACGCCAUUAUGAAAAGAGGGUGUGAUCUAGAGAGGAGUCGAGGGGAGUGGCGGGGGAAAAGCAUUGGGUUGGGGCGGAAGGUCUUCGCGUCUCGCCUUUGGAGUCGGCACGUGCACACAGAAGGCCUCCGGGUGUCGCGCUCCCGGGGCGGUUCGGGUGACGGGCUCGACCGGAACGGGCACGGAACGUCCACGAGCGGUUGUUUGGCGGGCGCCGUAUUGGUAGGCGACGGUAUGAAGAUUGAGACAUCUGUGGAUCAGGCCACUGGCGCGGCACCGAAGGCGAGGAUCAGCUUCAUCGACUUGUCGAACGAUACUCGGGAUGUGAUGCACCUCCCAGAUGACCUGUACUCGGGCUAUUUUGAGGUACACAGAAGUGUGGGAGUCCACAUCCACAGCAACUCCUGGGGGGUGCCAGCCAUGAAAGACGCCACGUACCAGUCCACCUCUGAAGGUCUGGCUCAGGUCCCCACAGCCCUCCCCGCGCUAGACAGGUUCCUCUGGUCCAACCCCGAAUCCAUUGCCAUAUUCUCGGCAUCGAAUGACGGUGCAAAGGUUGUCGGCCGGGCGUCCGUGAGCGAGCCCGCGCUCGCCAAGAAUGCUGUAGCGGUCGGGGCGAGUGCGAACCUCGUGGGUACCAAGUUCUACAUGUACAGGUUGCGAAUGCAGUGGCGGAACGGCAAAGUGGACGAGAUGAUGCUCUACCCCAACGAGAAUCGCAAGCUACCGCUUCUGAGUGAUCUCAUUCCCAACAAUGGCCAGCUAAGGAUGGUGAUGGCCGACCCCCUCGCCGCCUGCAAGAGCCUCCACCGCUUGCGCCAAAAGGCCCGGGGUGGUGUGGUGAUGGUUGAGGUUCAACAAGUCAUGCGGGCGGGAGCCGUGGCCAUGAUCAUCCUUCGAUCAGACUUUAACGAUGAGUCUCCCGCCCCCGACCCCAUCAGUCCCAACCUGGAACUCUUCAACACGUCGGCUGUGUCCUGGCUUGGCCCGGAAUGGGGGGAAUUCCUCAAGUCGUUGUCCAGGAACACUUCCUUGUUAGGACUAUUCAUCUCCAAGUCCGAGGCACGCGGGCGCAUCAAGCCCGACAUCACGGCACCCGGAUUGGCCAUCAUGACCGCCAGCAAGCUCCCCUCAGCCGCUACAGCCAGCACUCCGGACGUCGUGUCCGCCAGUUGCCCCACCGCGCAACGGAACGGCACGUCGUACUCGACACCGCUGAUUGCCGGUAACGUGGCCAUCAUGCGGCAGUACCUCAGGAGCGGCUACUACCCCACCGGUGCGGCGGGGGACCCGACGAGCGCGCCCUUCUCACCAUCUGGAAUACUGCUCAAGGUGGCGCUCAUCGUUGCCGGCGCAGUGUCGCUCGAGGGCGGUGUGGCGAUGCUCAAGGGAGGUCCCAUGGGUCCCCCCCCCGACGGCUACCAGGGCUGGGGCCGCAUGAGUCUGUCCGGUGCCCUGCCGCUGCGCGGUGUGACCGACCCGCUGUUCCGGCUUCAGCUGGUGGACUGGGGCUCCUUCAGCGCCAUGGGGCAGAGCGCCACUUUGAGUGGACUGACCGCCACCGGAACCGGGCCCAUAACCAUCGUGAUGGUGUUCUACGACUACCCAAGCAGCCGUUGGAGCGGGGACAAGGCCAUCAACAAUUUGGACUUGGUGGUCGAGCUGGACCCCGGCGGCAAGCGUGUGCUGGGCAAUCAGCCAGAGGACGCGACCAAGCCCCGGGCAGACGGGGUCAAUACAGUGGAGCGGGUGCUGCUGGCGGCGCCGGCAGCGGGCACGGCAAUCCGCAUCAUCGUGAAUGCCACGUCACUGAACUCGACUGUUUUUGCUCCCGCUGAAACGCAACGCUGGGCGGUUGCGGUGGUCGGGCACUUUGUGGGGAUGUUGGAUUCGCCGCUCAACCCGGAGUGGGCCAAACGCCACGGGCUUGUGCCGCAGGCACCGGGGGAGCCGCCGCAGGAGCCGGAAAUGUCGCCCCCCUCUCCGCCCGACCCGCCUCCGCCCUUACCGAGGCCACCCAAGAAGCCUGGGAAACGCAACCCACCGCCGCCGCCGCCGCCGCCGCCGUCGGUGCCAGCUUUUGUACCAUGA